This is a messenger RNA of Pungitius pungitius (ninespine stickleback), 11741 nucleotides long. RefSeq lists its product as uncharacterized. Bases 812 to 11314 code for a protein of 3500 amino acids. Lineage: Eukaryota; Metazoa; Chordata; Actinopteri; Perciformes; Gasterosteidae. The record is from RefSeq and is a predicted model, not a curated record. Gene Ontology annotation, cellular component: nucleus. The transcript has 36 exons. Gene Ontology annotation, molecular function: nucleic acid binding; zinc ion binding.
AGCGCCACGUGCCUCUGUCGGGGUAGCGAUGACAGCCUAAAAUAAACGUCUUCCAGACACACAGACGCGCAUGCACGCGGUCGCAUGCACGCGGUCAGCUGUUGUGUCCGCGGUCAGGUGUUAAGCCCUGUGGUUCGAGGGAUAUGUUAUUAAUUUGAUGCAAUCCCCAGCAGAGAAAAGAUCCUUUAAUGAAAAUAUUCACCGUCACGUCUGAAUAUUCACACGCUGAAAGCUGGCCUCCUACAAAAUAACGUUUAAGCUGAAAACGGUUGAAAAAAACCUCAGAACAAAAUGAAGAGAGCAGGUGGAUAACUACGUAACACGAUAUUCAACAUUUAAGUAUUAGUUACAUCACAAACAGUGAUGUAUAAAAAAAAGACCUGCAACUAUAAGAAAUUGAUAAAACGCCAAUACUCUCUUAUUUGAAGACAAAUGCUUUCAACAAUUCCUGAGAACUUGAGAAGGCUACAUAGUUUGGAGUUGAUUCAAUUCUUUGCUGAUCCAUUGGAGAGUCUAUUCACUCAAGCAAGUGUUUUUUUUAUUCUCCAGUUUUUCAAAUUUAAAUUCAACUAAAUUGUGGAAAGCAGUUGUGCAUGUUUACUUUGCUGAUACACACAAUAAAUACUUAAUUUUGCAACUAAAUUAAGGUGUUCCAUCUUUAUUACCUAUCAUGACCUAUACUAUUUUGACUUGAGUCUGGUACUUUAGACCGGCCUGUGAAUAAAUACUUUAAAUGCAGGACUUUAAUUACGUCCCUUUAACCGUAACAUUCGUGCUUUUACUCUGAAGGCUCGAAACUACAACCGGAUGUAUGUGCCACACAAACCAGUCCUAUCCGGGACUUCUCGAAGAUGUGUUUGAACGCAUCACCGACGAAAAUUAUUCCCAAAACGGAAGCGUUGCAUUGCUAUCAGAGCCCCACAGCCCUUCUCUUGCUCCGCGGACCCUAACGAGCCCCUUACUUGGGGGGCUCCACAGGAGCUCCUUGGUGCUUGGCCAGCAGGCGGCCUCCUUGCGACUGGCUCAGCUGAAAGCCCAGCUAGCAGUGACGCAGAUAAACAACGCCCUCGCUGUUGGCAGCCGAGUCGCCAGCUUGGCCUCCAACUCGCCUGCUGGCUACAUAGCCACAACACCCCCCUCCCCAACUGCUGCGGCCAUCAACCUCCUUAACCUUCUGAAGAUCGCAAACACCAUGUCCCACCCCCUGUAUAACCCCUAUGCCUCUGGGAACCAAAUAACCCCCCAGGCGCAGUACGCAGAGAGGGACCCUCGGACGGUAUCUGGACUUGGACCUGGGUCCAGCUUCGGCUCCACUGGAGCUUCCUCGGGGACUUCUAGCAGCUCUGGGAGAGGACCUCCAUCACAGCAGCCUCAGCUGAUGAGCUACAGGCCUGAACAGAGUAGGACCAUGAUGGACGAGGGCAUGGAGAGGUCUAUAGACAUGCAGAUUACCAGAGCCAGAGAGGAGGUGAGGCUCCUCAGCAAAUCAGCGCAUCGGCCCCUAGACUCUCGAUACAGUAACAUUCAAAGGGAGAGUCUCUCCUCGGGCUCAGGGGUGGCUUCCUACCCAGUGUCCAAGAACUCUGCCCCUCCAGGGCAUAGCUACCCGGCAGUUGAAAGUGUCAGCAGCUCCUCGGACUGGUUGUCAAACUACAAAAGGCCCUCUGCAGAUGAACCCUCAAAAUGUUACGCACCGUCCGCCUCGUCAAACCGUGCGAGCAAUGUUGAUGGUGGGUUCAAUGCGCCCAGGGAAAGACCAUCCAUUCCGGGUUUGGGUGAUUUUGACAAACCAGCUCCCGACCCCAGAGCGCCCAGUCGACAACACAAGUACACCUCUGAGUCGGCUUCUAACAUACUUGUGCAUUUUGGACUUGAAAAAGAUGACUUGGAACAUCUCAUCUCGUACCCUGAAGACCAGAUCACCCCUGCCAACCUGCCGUUCAUCUUGCGGCAAAUUCGCAUCGAGAAGACCAAGAAAGCUUCAUCUGCGGCUCCAUCAAAACCCCGCCCCGAACCCCCACCCUACAGAAUGACCGGAAUGUGCCAGGAGGAAAUGCACCCAGCUGCUCUCCACUCGAGUAACGUGAUUGACUACGGGCACACAGGCAAAUAUACCGGAGGGGUUGGGGAAGGGAUGGGAAGGACCAGCGGCAGUGGAGAUACCAGUGGUGGGGGUAUGUCGAAGAUGGACACUUCCAAUAGCAGCGGACACGCUCGAGACCCACAGCAAAAACCAGAGUCAAAAAGCAGCCCGUUGGGUUUGUCCCGUGACCAGGCGACUUUUGUUUCCAGUUUCAGCUCUUUGCACAGUUCAGCGCCGAGUUCUGUUGCCCCGAGCAACGAUCCAACCAAACGCACGCAAACCCACGCGAUCGUCAACCCUUUCUAUCUCAAAGACGCAGACGUCAAGUCGGAAGCCUCCAAGCCCGUUCCAAUGAAAGAGCCAGAGGCGGUUCGGCAGUCGUCAAUGAAAACCCAACUGGCCCCCACUCUACACCGCUGUUCGCACCCCAGCAGACCCAGCCUGGUGCUCCUUGGCAGUAACAAUGCCAGUGACAACAAGAACCAGAGUAAAAACCCAGGACCAGGGUCAGCCGCCGCAGAGCACAUGAAAAAACCGCAGCAGAUGCAACCGGUGCCUCAGAUGCAGAUUCAGACGCAGCAGAUGCAGAAGCAGCAGAUGCAGAUGCAGCCUGUUCAGCAGCAACCAAUUCAACAGGCACGGAAUCAGCCGGUACCGCAGGCCAUGUGGCCUCAGUUCUUUCCCGCCCCGAAGCCGGUUCCGCCGGUCCUUCACGUCUCCGGCUUCGCUAACACCGUGCAUCGCCCGGCGUUCAUUCCGGCUUGUGGCCCUCCGGCCGUUGGUCAACGUGCUCCACCUCUCCCGACCCCAGGCCUGAUGCACUUGGUUCCCCCGAAAAUGGCGCCUUCCAACAGGACGCCUCAGGACACGGCUGCAGGAGCCAAGAGCCUGCCGACGUCAGCCAUGAUGCACGAUUACGCAGCAGCCACGCCCAGAGUCUUUCCACAUACUUGUUGUCUGUGUAACAGAGAUUGUCAACGUAUGCCGGAUUGGAUCUCCCACCAGAACUCCAACCUUCACCUGAGGAAAUGCAAACUCCUCCGGAUACAAUUCCCACAGUGGGAUUGUGAGAUUCCUCUCAGUGCUGCGGGUAAAGAAGCCGAGCCCUCCGCCUCUUCACAGACUUCUCAGCAUCUUCAGCAAGCCAAGCAUGGAAGCAGCUCCCGCUCCCCGAGCCCGCGGCGCCGCCAUCGCCCUGACGACCGGAGGGACAAACGCGGCCGGCGCUCACCCUCGCCGUACAGCCCCAGAUGCACUCGCAGGUCCCGCUCCCGCUCCCCGAGGUCCGACCUCGCCGCCUCGUCCCGCCAUCGCUCACCUUCCAGAAGCCCCCAGAGACGGACCUCGCCGAGGAGGAGAGAAGACCGACGGUCUUCUCCGAGGAGGAGCCGGGAUCAGCGGUCCUCUCCAAGGUGUAGCGACGGCAGGCAGUCUCCAUCGAGGAGGAGAAGCGAGAGGGAGUCUCCAUCGAGGAGGAGCGCUGAGAGACGGUCGCCUGGACAGAAGACGAGCAGGACGGACCGCUUGGUGAAGAAACUGCUGGAGACAUCAGCUGUCCAGAGUCUGUCCAAACAGUCUGACCUGGAGACGGUGGUCAAAACUCUGGCUCCGGCCUUACUGGCCGAGCUAGCCAAGAUGAAGGCAGCAUCAUCAUCAUCCUCCUCCGCUUCCGUUGGAGAAAAGCCCUCCUCGUCUUCGUCCUCCAAGCAGUCGGCCAAAAAGUCUUCAGCGGCGAUUGAAACAAGCGAGGUGAAGCUGGAGGGGGUUCAUAAUGUCUUUCACAAUGAGGUGGUGGCUGCUAUGAGGAACUUUGGGAAAACCACGUCUGUUGUCCUGAACCGGGCCACAGAGGAGGCCAUCGUGAAAUUUGAUAAAGUGGAAGACGCAAGGAAAUUGAGGAGCCUAAAGAGCCUCCAUGUGAAAGGGCAUCUAAUCACUGUUGCUGGAGAAAAGGAGACUGUUACCAAGAAGCAAAAUAAGCCUUCCCAGAAAAAACCAGCCCCGGCCAGCGCCCCCACUCCUCAAACCGCUCCCCCCUCCACAAGAAAGGCCCUCGACCCUAAACCUGCCGUUUCUACUCCUAAAUGUCCUGCAAAGACCCCAUCUUCACCUUCUGGAGCCAAAACGGCCACAACAAGCCAGAUCAAGAAAAGUGGUGUGAAAGGGACUGUCACUCCAUCAAAAACAAAGAACGUCUCAACCAAGCCAACAAAUAAAGGAAAGUUGCCUUUGAAGGGAGCUGUGACAAAGGUAGAACAACAAACACCAGCAGGACCCAAGUCCACACCUCAGAAAUCCACACCAGAAGAAGCUGAAGCCACGGUGGUCAAAAAGGAACUCGACGAAGCAAAUGUCCCCAAAGACGCCGAACCAGCGGCGAGCGAGGAGGUGGGAGUUGAGGUGAAGGAGCCCAUGGAAGUGGCCUCUAGUGCAGAGAAAGGAGAAACAACAACAACAACAACAACAACAACAACCCUGGAGGCGGCGGCAGAAAGUUCAGCAGACGAACCUGCCGCCAGUCGACCUGCGAGCAGUGAAGCCGAUCCGGGGCGGCCCGAGACCUCCGGACCGGAGUCCUCGGCGGACGGAGCGGAGAGCGGGGCGGAGCCUUCAGGCCUCACGCAGGAGGCCGCAAGAGUCUGCACUGAAGCAACCGAGGAGGCCAAGCUGCCAGCUGGAGGAGAGGAGACAACAACUACGGGAAAAGACGAUUCGUCCAAUGCAGAGUUCUUCCUCGAAGACAAAACCCCGGAGGCGGCCCCUGAGAGUCCAGCCGACCAAUCCGGCGACAGGGAAGCAGGUGAUUCAGGGCCGCCGGACACCUCGGUGGAAGCCCCCCCCCUCACCCAGCAGAGCACCGGGUCAGACCCGCAAGCCGCCGCACCAGGGCGGCAGCAGCAGGAAGCAGCCGAGCUGCCAGAUCCUGUGCAGGCAGUGGAUGCCCAAGCAGAUGCAGGAUCAGCCGCCAAGGCUUCCAGGAGCAACGCGCCACUGGCCACCGUCACUCAUGCGGUGUUCUUUUGGAAGAAGCUCGGAUGCCACUUGUACCCCAGCAAAACACCGUCGGUGCCGGACACGACCCUCUCAAGGGAAGAGUUUAUUCUGAAAGGUCACAGGCAGUUGGUCGUUGGCAACCUGCCGGAGUUCGACAGCUGCUGCUACACAGAGGAAGACCUGGCAAAUGUGCUCGUCCCAUUUGGGUUUCAAUAUGCAGAAGACAGCAUCUACGUCAUUCCUCAGUCCCGCGUGGCCGUCAUCAUCAUGCCGGCGGCUGGGGAUGUGUACGAAAUGAUCACCGGCCCCGUCAGGGAGGGACUUUUCUUCAAAGGACAGAAACUGUCUUUCCGCGUUGUGACUGACAGUCGCAUGUUGACCCCGCUCGAGUUUUAUAAAUCACUGAUGAACUUGUUUCGUUACACUGUCGCUGGUGAUGGAACACAAACCAUCUUCAUCACCAACAUUUCAUGCAGUGAGGCCCUGAAGCUCAAAGAAUCUCUGAUAGAAAUCCAGCACGUCAAGAACUUCUUCCCCAUCCUCAACAAGGUGUUCGUGGACUUUGAGAGCUCUUGGCACGCUGAUCGGCUCGGAGUUUGGUACAGUCUCCUGAAGCGAGCCCCCAAUCACAAAAUCACCAGGCUCCUGGCGCCGGGCGUUCACAGCUACACCAAGAAACCCGCACCAAGAGAUCCCGAGAGCGCCCUGCCCCCCAGCGGGGAUGCUGUUACCGGGGCAACCGUCCCGCCAAUGGAGUUCGGCAUUCCGCAGGGCAACGUGGGACCGUUCUGGGUCACGCUGAGAUCGGAUCCCUUCCUGUUCCUCACCAAGUCUCCUUGGUUCAUCAUCCCCAAAUUCAAGACGGUCCAAACACUGAAUGAUAUUAAGAAGGCCGUGCGGGGCCCCAAGAUCCCGACCGUCAUGUUGACCGGGUUCCCGGAGGAAAACUACCGGCACGAGGACGUGGCCCAGCUGGUGCGCCGCUAUUUCCCCGGAUGGAACCUGUACUCGGUGUUCUACGACGUGGUGGUCUUACCCCUGCAGAGGAGGGCCUUCGUGUUCUUCGCCGACUGGGCCUCGUGCUGCGGGUUCCUCCGAGAUCACGUCAGGAACCCGGUGGCCGUGAGGCUCUGCUCGCUCACGGCUCACUUUGCCCUGGAGGACAUCAGUCCCUUCUCCACGGAGGAGGCGAUGUACUCGACUCUGAUGAAGUGGAGCAACGCCGGAGUUCCGGAGCCCGAGGGCCUGGAGGAGCGGCUGCUGUGCGUGGAGACCUCCGAGACGUCUCCGCACACCACCCGGGCCGUGAUGGGCGCCGUGGCGUCGCUCGCGCCCUUCCUCGGCUUCCUGCCGCUCGCCAACAGGAUAUGCAUCGAGAUGGCUGACUCCAGCGCUGUAGCCAAGGUGGUGACGGAAUUAAACAAUGACUUAAAGGAGUCCUCGGAGAAACCUGAAGCUUUGAGGAAGGUUCAGCAUGUGGAGACUUUGAAGAGCCUGAAACAACGUCUUCAAAGUUCUAGUGAGAAACCAAACGUCCUUGACAGCCCCGUCAAGGUCCAAACCGAGAGAGAGACCAGUGGCUCAGGUGGAUCCACCGUUUCUGAGCCCGUCCCAGCAGGACCAGGUGCCGGUGCUGCCAGCGACGCCUCCCUGCAAAAGGACCAUGAGAAACUAGGAACCUCCUCAAACUCCACCGUUGGUCCUGGAGACGGAGAGAAAGCAGAAGAAAGGGAGGAAGAGGAGUCACUCUCGACCUCAGAGGUCACUGCUGAUGUGACCUCAGAGGUCACUGCUGAUGUGACCUCUGACCCCCGUCCUCCCCCCUCAGCCACAGCGCUCGAACUUCCUCAGAUCAACGCCCACCUUUUCCAGGCCAUCGCGGCGGCAGUCCGCAACCACCGGCUGACCCGAGAGAGCCGCUCCAAGUGCGAGGAGAAGGAGAGGACCAGCCAAAGCAACACAAGCCCCAGAAGUUCAGCUGCUGAAGACGCACCACAAACGAAGAGUCGAGAUGAUUCUACAGAUGACGUGGCCUCGCCCGAUGCCUGUCGUUUCGAUGAGCUUCAUUUCAACAUGGAUGACUUUGUCACUGUGGACGAGGUUGGUGAUGACGUGGGCGACAGAAGCCCCGAGCCUCAUAGCUCCUCUUCAUCCGAGCAGUCCUCCGGACCAGGGAGGGGGGGGCAAAGCUUCAGAGGGUCUGCUGGCCAACGGACCUCAGCGAGCUCCUGGAACGAGUCUAAAAGGGCAGCAUCUGCCUCACCUUCCUCGUCCAAGUCCACUGAAGCCUUGAGCUCUUCGGUGUGUGGCUCACCAAAAGAGGCCAAGUCCUCCUCUGAGCCCACCACCAAGUCCUCCUCUGGGCCCACCACCAAGUCCUCCUCUGAGCCCACCACCAAGUCCUCCUCUGGGCCCACCACCAAGUCCUCCUCUGAGCCCACCACCAAGUCCUCCUCUGAGUCCACCACCAAGUCCUCCUCUGAGCCCACCACCAAGUCCUCCUCUGAGCCCACCCCCAAGUCCUCCUCUGAGCCCACCACCAAGUCCUCCUCUGAGCCCACCACCAAGUCCUCCUCUGAGCCCACCACCAAGUCCUCCUCUGAGCCCACCACCAAGUCCUCCUCUGAGCCCACCCCCAAGUCCUCCUCUGAGCCCACCACCAAGUCCUCCUCUGAGCCCACCACCAGGUCCUCCUCUGAGCCCACCACCAAGUCCUCCUCUGAGCCCACCACCAAGUCCUCCUCUGAGCCCACCACCAAGUCCUCCUCUGAGCCCACCACCAAGUCCUCCUCUGAGCCCACCAUCAGGUCCUCCUCUGAGCCCACCACCAAGUCCUCCUCUGAGCCCACCACCAGGUCCUCCUCUGAUCCCACCACCAGGUCCUCCAUCAAAGCCUCUCCCAGGGCCAGAAAGGCCGCCCCCUCUUCCCCACGGCGUAAAACCCCGUCUGCUCAUUCUGCCAAAGCCUCCGACGCUGCGUCCUCUGCUCUACGUACUCGCGCCUCCUCGGCACGUGAAGCCAAGCGCAUCGCCUCAGCAGGAAGUGGCUCCGAGCCGCUUUCAGAAGAACGAGACGCAGAGCGCACGGCGGCUGAGUCCAACCACGAGACGAAAGAGACAAACGUAGAACCGUCAUCAGAGACGCAUCCGCCUCAACAGGAGAUCGAUAUUAACGUCAACACACAACAGCAGAAGCAGAGCGAAGAAGAACAGGAAGAAGAUGACCUUGAGGGACGUACGGAGGUGAAAGAGGACGAAAGCUCCCGAAGCGUUGAUUCGUUUGGGGAUCGAACCGAUGACCCGAUGGAUGACGGGGAGCAAACACGCAGCUCUGGAGAGCAGAGAAGUGCACCUGCAGGAGGCCAGACUUUGCGUGACGAAAGCCUUCAGGUGUCGGACGGCGUCGGCGAUGAGGUCAUGACCUGCCCGCCCACGUUUGAAGAGACGGAGACUGACGCUGUUUCCCGGGUGAUUGACAGCGUCACCGAAGGCGAAGCCGCUAAAGGUCAAGAGGACGGUCCGCUGCUUCAAGACGACGGCUCCACAGGAAGGUCUUUGGACCACGAGGCGAGUCAUGCAGAUACUUCACAGGUGUUGGAUACGGCUAGUGAACACACGCCAGAGGACACGGGGGACGAGAAGACGAGAGGAGAGGACGCAGACAACGAUGUGGAGACUGGUGAUGGACCAGUUCCUCUUCCUGGGAACAAGGAAAACUCACAGGACCCAGAAAGAGACGCAACGGGACAAGAAGCCUCUGAGGUGUUGGAUUCAGUCGCCGAUCUCACUUCAGCAGAAGAUCACAGCCAGAACCAGGAAAUGAAGAGUGGCCAAAUGUCCCAAGAAGACCUUCUGGCCACGGAGGAAGAGGAAGACGCAUAUCGGGUCAUUGAUUCUGUGGAAGUUCAGCCAAUGACUUCGGACUCUGAGACCGGCAUCAAAGGAAGAAGAAGCACGAGAGGAAAGGCGACUGCUGCAAAAGACAAUAAAGCGUCAAAGAGACGUGAACCCACAACCACGGCGUCCAAAAGGGCCGAGAAGGAGCCGUCCCCGAAGAAACAAGACCGAGCGAGUAAAAGAUAUGAGACCCGGACAAUGUCGGACCUCACUGCCGAGGUUUCUGAAAAGGACAAAGAGGUCCCUGAAGACGCUGAGUUUAAGAUCGUAGAUUCUGUUGAAGAAGAAGCGGUUCGAGUCGCUGCCGCCCCGGAGAUGUCUGUUAGAAGAAGUAAGAGAGGGAAGAAAGAGGACAAAACCACGUUGGAUCUCACAGACGCGUCGGAAAAAGCAGAGGAGGCCACUUACAAGAUUUUAGACUCUGUGGACGAUGACGAAGCAACAGCGAGACCCACCAGAGGAAGAAGAGGAAGGACCACGAAGAAAGAGGCUUCGAAUGAGAAGCCUGAGGACACCCCGACGGGGCGGAAGCAGACUCCUGCCAGAGAGGAACCAGCCGGGACAGAAGAGGGAGCCCCGUCCCGGAGGAGCGGUGGUGUGGUGAGUGAGUUCAGUCAGGAGGAGCGACCCGCUACCAGAAGCAAAGGGAUGAGGGGAAGACCAAAGAAAGGAGUCCAAACCACCAGAACCAAACGCAGCUUCACCUCUAAAGAUGCGCCUGACGAGGAGGAGCCCACGUAUCAGGUCCUGGACUCCGUGGGGGGCGAGGCGCUGGACGAAGGCACGGGGCGCUCCAGAGACAACGUUCUGAAGAACAUGGACCAGCAGAGGAAGAGCAGUGAAGCGCCCAGAGAUGAAGAGGAGGAGGAGGAGGAGCCGGUGUAUCACGUCAUCGAUUCCCUGGAUGACGAUCCAGGUCAAGAGCAGCUAUCGACCAGAGGGGACGAGACACCAGAUGAAACCCCUUUGAAAGGAGGGUCAUCGGCUGAAGAAGAGGAGGAGGAGGAAGAGGAGGCGCUGUAUCGGGUCCUCGAUGAUUUGGACGAGUCGUCCGCUGCAGAAGGGUCGGCCCCAGCAAACGUGGAAGGUGACCUUCAGGAGGAACCUCAGAGGGUUCCUGCAGUGGACAGCGAGGAAGACGACACGACGCGCAGUCUGGUGAACCUGGACCAGGUGAGCGAGGAGGAGGAGGAGUACCCCGACGACGCGGCCGAGGAGGAGGAGCUGAGGAGGCGACAGGCCGCCGCAAAGGAGAAGCAGAUGGCCGAGGAGCGAGCAGCGAGGAGGAGCAGGGAGAGGGAGCGGAGGAGCCGCAGCGGCAGCAGAGGAGGAACGAGGAGGGGGAGGGAGGAGGAGGAGGAGGAGGCGGUGGACCCCAAGGAGCUGGUGACUCUGGAUGAGGUGGGAGCAGAUGACGCCGGAGAGGAGAGCAAGGAGUGGGACGGGGAGAUCACGGAGGCGGAGCUGCAGGCGCUCGUCACUCUGGAUGAGUUCAUAGAAGGAGAAGAGGAGGACGGGAAGAAGCCCCGCCCACCCAGUCAGGAGGAGGAGGAGGAGUCUGUGGACCUCCUGAACCCACAGGCUUUGGGGACUUUGGAUGAAGCUGAUGACGAGGAGAAGCCCGACGAAGAGCAAGCUGAGAGAAGAUCUGGCAAACGCAGAAGCAACGACGACGCAGCUUUAGAAGACGGCGUCAACUAUGUGACGGUGGACGAGGUGGGAGAGGAAGAGGAGGAGGAAGAGGAAGCGGUGCAAACCAGGAAAAGAGGACGACCCAAGAAGAGAAGCAGACAGACCCCAGUGAGGAAGUCGACCAGAGGGCAGAAGGUCACCACCAAAGACCAGAGAGAAGAAGAAAGGGAGCCAGCCGCCUCCCAUCCGCUGCCUCCAUCUGCACCCGCCGCCCCGCCGGCGCCGGACAGAGGUCCUUCUGCGGAGACCCGGGGGACGGAGGAUGAUGCCGCCGGGCCGGCGCCGGAGGCGGAGCUUCCCGGGAACCAGGAGCCACGUGGGGAGGAAGGAGAGAAGAAGAAGGGGGACAUUAAAGCUGCCAGGAAGCGGACGAAGGAGCUUCUGGGACCCGAAGCCAAGCGAUCUCGCUCCGAGUCUCCGUGCGUCGCCGCCAUCGAGCUGCCGGCGUUCAAACCCAACAACCCGCUGGGUCAGGAGUUCGUGGUCCCCAAGUCGGGUUAUUUCUGCAACCUGUGCUCUGAUUUCUACCUGACGGAGAGCGCCGCCAAGGACCUGCACUGCAGCAGCCAGAGACACUACGACAACCUGCAGAAACAUUUCCAGAAGAGGAGUUCCACACAAAGUUCUCAAGGCUCCGUUUCCGACUGAUCUCCACGUUUAGUUUCUCUUUUCUUUUCAAACAUGUGAAACGGGGUGACGACAGACAGCUUUACUGCAGAGUGAAUGAUGUCAUAACUAAUGGCUGACUUUAUAGUAGCCUCUUUUAUGUAUAAAUGUGUAAAUAUCACAUGUAACAUAUAAAUACUCAAGCACGUAUUGUCUGGACUCAAACCUCCUCCAACUUUAAGUUACAUUUCAUGAGUCCAGUUACAUAUUUGAAUGUUUUGAACUACAGUAUUAGUUUCUUUUAUCUGGUUGUUUUCUGUAAAUUAGUUUAAAAGUGACUCGGCUGUUGGUUUUUCAGUCGAUGGCAGUUUGAGAAAAUGUCCCCCUUUUUUUUUCAGUAGUGAAAUAAAUCUGUCUUGUUGAAGUAAUAAAAGGAAUAAUCCUCAUAAAUGAAGCUUUGUUGGCCCUC